AUGUAUGAUGAUAAUGAUAAUGAUGAUGAUGACGACGACGACGAUGAUAAUGAUGUUGAUAAUGAUGAUGAUGAUGAUGAUGAUGAUGAUGAUGAUGAUGAUGAUGAUGAUGAUGAUGAUGAUGAUGAUGAUGAUGAUGAUGAUGAUGAUGAUGAUGAUGAUGAUGAUGAUGAUGAUGAUGAUGAUGAUGAUGAUGAUGAUGAUGAUGAUGAUGAUGAUGAUGAUGAUGAUGAUGAUGAUGAUGAUGAUGAUGAUGAUGAUGAUGAUGAUGAUGAUGAUGAUGAUGAUGAUGAUGAUGAUGAUGAUGAUGAUGAUGAUGAUGAUGAUGAUGAUGAUGAUGAUGAUGAUGAUGAUGAUGAUGAUGAUGAUGAUGAUGAUGAUGAUGAUGAUGAUGAUGAUGAUGAUGAUGAUGAUGAUGAUGAUGAUGAUGAUGAUAUGAUGAUGAUAUGA
Molecule: messenger RNA, 450 nt
Organism: Dicrocoelium dendriticum
Lineage: Eukaryota; Metazoa; Platyhelminthes; Trematoda; Plagiorchiida; Dicrocoeliidae
Source: the annotation of a GenBank genome assembly